CAUUUUCUUAAGUUUGCCAAAAUUUUAAUUUUUUGAGACUUUAUGUGUGUUUAUUUUUAAUUAAUUAAAAGAUAAGAUGCCGCCUACCAUUAACAAUUCGGCGCUUAACAGUGCUGCCGAGAAGCGCCCCCAGCGUCAAGCGGAACGCAAAUCAGAAAUCAUUUGCCGCGUCAAAUACGGCAACAAUCUGCCGGAUAUACCCUUCGACUUGAAAUUCCUGCAAUAUCCCUUCGACAGCCAUCGGUUUGUGCAAUACAAUCCCACCUCUUUGGAGCGCAAUUUUAAGUACGAUGUGCUGACCGAGCACGAUUUGGGUGUUACGGUUGACUUAAUUAAUCGCGAACUCUACCAAGCUGACUCAGUGACUUUGCUGGAUCCUGCAGAUGAGAAGCUGCUAGAGGAGGAAACACUUACCCAGACAGAUUCGGUGCGUUCACGACAACAUUCGAGGACGGUAUCCUGGUUGCGGAAAUCCGAGUACAUAUCGACGGAACAAACGCGCUUCCAGCCACAAAAUCUGGAGAAUAUUGAAGCCAAGGUGGGCUAUAAUGUCAAAAAAUCGCUGCGCGAGGAGACUCUGUAUCUGGAUCGCGAUGCACAAAUCAAGGCAAUAGAGAAAACGUUCAGCGAUACCAAAAACGAAAUCACCAAGCACUACUCCAAGCCGAAUGUGGUGCCAGUAGAGGUUCUUCCAAUCUUCCCAGACUUUACAAACUGGAAGUAUCCAUGCGCACAGGUCAUUUUCGAUAGCGAUCCGGCGCCGCAAGGCAAAAAUGUACCCGCCCAACUGGAGGAAAUGUCGCAGGCCAUGAUACGUGGUGUGAUGGACGAGAGUGGCGAACAGUUUGUUGCUUAUUUCCUGCCCACAGAGACAACGCUGGAGAAGCGUCGUGCCGAUUUUGUGGCCGGUGAGCUGUACAAAGAUGAGGAGGAGUAUGAAUAUAAAAUUGCGCGCGAGUACAACUGGAAUGUCAAGACAAAGGCGUCAAAGGGCUACGAGGAGAACUACUUCUUUAUCAUGCGCCCCGAUGGCAUCUACUACAAUGAACUGGAGACGCGUGUGCGCCUCAACAAGCGUCGCGUUAAAGUGGGCCAGCAACCCAACAAUACGAAAUUGGUGGUCAAACAUCGGCCCUUGGAUGCCAUGGAGCAUCGCAUGCAGCGUUAUCGUGAACGUCAACUUGAAGUACCCGGCGAGGAGGAAGAGGAGGUUGAAGAAGAAAUGGACGUUGAUGAGCAAGCGGCUGGCGAAAAGGAGCAGUCAGCGUUGGCUCCCUCAACAGCAGCAGAGGGAAAAGAAGGCUCAACGACACCUGCAGCUGAUGGUGAAACUGAUCAAGCUGCUGCACAAACAGCACGUGAGCGCCAAUCACGAUCACGCACGCGGUCGGGUGGAUCGCGCUCUCGCAGCCGUAGUGCCAGCGGAAGUGGCAGUGCUGCCAGUCGUAGUCGCAGCCGUAGUCGUAGCCAGUCCAGUACUCGCUCGAAAUCUGGCUCACGAUCGCGCUCCAAUACGCCCGCCGCCUCUCAUAAGUCUGGCUCACGCAGUCGUAGUCGCAGCGCAAGUGGCAGCCGCAGCCGUAGCCGCAGUGCUAGUGGCAGUCGUAGUCGCAGUGCCAGUGGUAGCCGUAGUCGCAGCCGCAGUGCUUCCGGAUCACGUUCUGGCUCUGCAUCACGUUCGCGCAGUGGCUCUCCCAGCGGUUCCGGCUCCAGCUCGGGCAGCGGCUCUGACGAGGAUUAAAAAACUAUGAUUUGGACAUAAUGCAUCUAUUGUAAUUAUUAUAUUUUACGCCAUAAGAAAUAGUACACGAAAACAAUAACAAA
Messenger RNA from Scaptodrosophila lebanonensis, 1824 nucleotides. It is a transcript of the gene atms, whose product is annotated as RNA polymerase II-associated factor 1 homolog. The coding region runs from base 77 to 1741 and encodes 554 amino acids. The transcript is spliced from 3 exons. The record is from RefSeq and is a predicted model, not a curated record. Gene Ontology annotation, cellular component: Cdc73/Paf1 complex. Gene Ontology annotation, biological process: transcription elongation by RNA polymerase II. Gene Ontology annotation, molecular function: chromatin binding; RNA polymerase II complex binding. Lineage: Eukaryota; Metazoa; Arthropoda; Insecta; Diptera; Drosophilidae.